Linum tenue is the source of this 1716-nucleotide messenger RNA. The record is from the annotation of a GenBank genome assembly. NCBI's taxonomy places the organism in Eukaryota, Viridiplantae, Streptophyta, Magnoliopsida, Malpighiales, Linaceae.
UUCUCCAAGGUUACUUCCAGUUCCAGCCGAAACCUCGGUCUGUGUUUCAAUUCUACUUCCGUCGAGCAACUCGCUAAACUCAAUACAAUGGCCGCCUUCGCCGCCGCAGGCAGAUCCAUUUUCCGCUCGUCGUCCUGCGCUCGCAGUGCGGCUGCCCGGUUUGCCUCGCAAACCAAGGCCGCUCCAAAAUCCGCUCCAACUUCCUCCUUUAGUGCUUCCACCAGCAAGCCCCUCUCUAGACCUGCAUUCAGGCUUCCAGUCGAGAUGAGCUCUGCGGUGGAAUCCAUGCUGCCUUACCACACUGCUACUGCCUCAGCAUUGAUGACCUCGAUGCUUUCCAUCUCUCAGCGUGGUUAUGGAUGGCUUCCUGAAGCUUUCGUUGCUGAACUUUUGGGUGCAAAGAUCCUAGACAUUGGGGGUGUCCGGUAUCUAGCAACGUUUGUCCCCGUCCUUGAUGUUCUUUUCUUCCUUUUGGUUUCCUGGACGAGUCAAGACUAGAUGAUGGAGGAGAAGCAAAGAUGGAAUGACUUGGGUUUAGUAGACUAUUGAGCUCUUAGUAAAUUAGGCGAAAUUGGCAUAUCAGAUGUAAAGUGUCAAACUUGAUUUUAAUGAUUGGAGUUUUGGAAAGAACAUGGCUCAUACGUUUUGUUGUAAGAAUCUUAAAUAAGGCCGAUAUUGUUGUCUUUAGAUUCUGAAUUUUUCAGGGCAACUUUCUGUUCACAUUGUGCCUUUUCCCUUUAAUAGCCAAAUCCACAAAAAGUUGGAAGCUUUUUGUACAUCUGGAAAAUAGUCUUUUUGUUGAUUGCUAUAAUAUUGGGUGCAGGUCUUGCGUCAAAAGAUGUGUUUUAAAUUUAAGAAGGCCAAUGGUACCCUGAUCAUGUGCCUGGGUCUUUUAGUAGUUGAAUCUCUUCUGGAUCUAUGGAAUCACUCUGCAUUUUGGAGGACAGUUUCCUGUUCUUCCUUAUUGGUAUGAUCGCUGUUCAGAUUGUCAUCUGAAUGGUUUGGUGUUCUUAUAAGGUCAUCUUCUGAGAUGCCUCAUUAGUCGGUAGAAUGAUUUAUAGUUGUGUCAACUCUUUUACUUGCAGUUUGUCAAGUGAAGUGUCUUGAUGAAAUACUAGUUUGAAAAGAACCAACCUGACUAUUUUCUUUCCAAUCAGCUUGCAAUGAUGAUGUGUGAUGAAUGUUCAGAGGAUUCAAGCAACUUUAAUGCAAUAGACAUUUAGAAGUUCCGAGUGAGCUGCUGAAGGGGCGAGUUUGAUUUUGUGAGUUUCCAGGCCUAGAUAAUAAGUUUCUCCCGGUACCCCCCAAAGAGGCAAUCACCUCUUUUGAGCAUGGCAUUUAGAAUGUUGAUGUGAACAGAUGUAUUAGUGUUAAUAGAAUUGAUUUGUAAUCUUCACCUUUCUGUGAUCUUUCUGCCCAAGCAUUUUCAUUAUUCUGUUGCUGGUUCACAACAAUAGGCAACUAAUUAAUCUUUUACAUAACCAGCUUGCAAUGAUGAUGUAUGAUGAUGAAUGUCAAAUGGCUACAGAAGAAGUUCCGUUGGGGAAUCCUCUUCGCCUAGAAAUGGUCGGUCCGGCAGGGGAUUUUAUCACAUUGAUGUUAUUAUUUGUGUAGUAGUGCAACUUUAAAGACAAUGAGUUCUUGCUAUGUCUUCUCUUUGUGUAAAUGCUGGUCAUAUUACCCUGCCCAAGAGAUCGGACAUUUUGUCUGUUUUUU